Doryrhamphus excisus (bluestripe pipefish) is the source of this 2265-nucleotide messenger RNA. It is a transcript of the gene arfgap1, whose product is annotated as ADP-ribosylation factor GTPase activating protein 1. Gene Ontology annotation, cellular component: Golgi membrane. The record is from RefSeq and is a predicted model, not a curated record. Gene Ontology annotation, biological process: regulation of ARF protein signal transduction; regulation of endocytosis. Lineage: Eukaryota; Metazoa; Chordata; Actinopteri; Syngnathiformes; Syngnathidae. Gene Ontology annotation, molecular function: GTPase activator activity.
UGCAAACAGGAACAUGGCUGCCGGUGUUUGACACAGCAGCAUCUCCAUUUAUUCUUCAUUUCUGUCGGCCUGACAGCCCUCUUAAGAGUCUUCUUAAGUUUAAUUGUGCUUUUCUAACUUAACAAGAACAUCUGUGGAUUAUCAGCACGCUUUCUGAAAGGUGCUUUUUUGUUGUUGCUUUCGCCACGCAAACAGUGAAUCAACAUGGCAAGUCCGAGGACCAGAAGAGUUUUGAAGGAAGUAAGAACCCAAGAAGAAAAUAACCUGUGCUUUGAGUGUGGGGCCUUCAACCCUCAGUGGGUAAGCGUGACCUACGGGAUCUGGAUCUGUCUGGAAUGCUCUGGAAAACACAGAGGCCUGGGAGUUCAUCUUAGUUUUGUGCGUUCUGUCACCAUGGAUAAGUGGAAGGAUAUUGAGCUUGAGAAGAUGAAAGCAGGAGGAAAUGGCAAAUUCCACCUGUUCCUCGAACUCCAAGACGACUACAAUCCCAACUGGACCUUACAGGAGAAGUAUAACAGCCGAGCUGCUGCGCUCUUUAGGGACAAGGUUGCAACUUUAGCAGAAGGAAAGGAGUGGUCAAUAGAGACAUCUUCUGCCAAAAAUUGGACAUCACCUCAACCCAAGACCAGCCUUUCAUCCUCCCAUCGAUCUGGAGGACCUGGUACGACCUCUGCUGCAUCCGGCGAUAAAGCCUUUGAAGACUGGCUGAGCGAUGACGUCAACUCUUAUCAGAGUGGAGGGGGUUACAGUGGGAAUCAAGAGAACCGAUACGUUGGAUUCGGCAACACUGUAACCCCGGAGAAGAAGGAGGAGGACUUUUUAAAUAAUGCUAUGUCCUCCAUUUAUUCAGGUUGGAGCAGCUUCACUGUUGGAGCUACCAAGUUUGCUUCAAUUGCAAAAGAUAAUACGACUAAACUGGCAAAUCAAGCCACCUUGAAGUUAAGGGGCUAUAAGGCGCCCCCAGAACCGGCCACAGAGUUAGGACAGACAAUAAAUGAGAAUGUUAUCAAACCUACCCAAGAAAAGGUGAAAGAUGGCAAAUUGCUAGAUGAAAUGACAGUCGGCAUCACUGGGUUGGCAAACAAGGUUCAGGGUGCUGGUGCCAAACUGACUAAUAUUUUUUCGGGAAAAUCAGAAGAUGGGGCUUCUGGAGAUAGCUACCAGAACAUGGACGCUGGCGAAGGAUACCAGGGCAGUUCCACUCAGCCCAUGUCAAAGGACUUCUGGGAAACAUUCGGUAGCAGCAAUUCCUUAAAGGCUAAGAAAUCGCCAAGCAGUGACAGCUGGACCAUUGCGGAUAAUUCUGCAAAGAAGAGCUCUGACAGUUGGGACAAUUGGGGCUCGGAUGUCGCUUCCAACAACAAACACAGCACAGAGGAGAGCUGGGAAGCCUGGGACAACAACUGGGAGAAUACGGAUGGUAAGGCCAAGAAGAGUCCCACGAAACCUGCUGAGGAAACCUGGGGUAAUGCAGACUGGUAGUCAUCUCACAUACAUCCUUUCUUCUUCCCCCCCCCCAUUUGGCCUCUCUUUCACUAUUCAUCCCACUGGCACUUUCAGGAAAGGAACUUAAUUCGCUUUCAGUCUGUUCUCAGCAGACCCUCCAGGAUUUGGCAUUGUUGCGGACUCGUGCUAACUGACACAAAUUUAACCACAAAUUUUGAUCCAAUCGCCACAUAUUUUUGCCAAUCCAAUAUGCGUCUGAGCAGCAAUCAAACGUGUAUCAGCUACCUAACCAAUCACGUGUGUCCAUACAUACACCCACAUCCUCACUUUGUUUACAUUGACACAGAUUUUGUCACGUGAUUCUCGACUCAAAGUGAGGGUAAACGCAAUGCGCCAGAAGAUAAACAAAGGUUUACAGUUGACAAGCACUUUUCGACCGCAAAACACACACGCGCUGUGGACGACAAAGCAAACAAUGGACAGUAGAGGGUUAGAUUUCGGUGGUGUUUGCUUUCGGAAUGCCGUAAUUCGGUGGUGAGUGAAACGGCAAUAUUUGUUUUUUCCAAACUGUGCACACAUUUGUGGAAAAAUAACAUAGUUUUUGUUAGAUUUGAUGAAAUUCAAGCGGCAAGUCACCACUAACUAAAGCUAGUAGCUAUAUUUAGCAUUUUUAGGUGGCAACAGUCACAGUAAAACCUGUGGAAUCCUGGAGGAACUGUCAAAUCUUCUACAUUGAGCAUAGGUUCCAAACAUUAACAAGGCCUAGUUUUACAUUAAUUGCAUGAUGAAUUCCAUUCUUUAAAAAAAAAAAAAAAGAAA